AUAGAGAUAGCGUAUUAAAGUCGCGAUUAAGAUACAUAAAAAUUCCUCGAUUUCGAAAUCAAGAAACAAACUUUGAACUUAGAAUCCCUCCAUUUCGAUGUAAAAUUCAUGUAAUUUUCCUUGUGAAAUAAAAAUAGAUGUAAAGAUACUAGUAAUUCAUAAAGAGAAACAGACUCUUGAAUUCGUUCAGACUCUGCUUUGCAAGAUUCAUUCUUUAACCCCUAUGCUUUUUCGUACCUCAAAAAUAGUCCCUUUCACGACACAAAAAAAAGUACAAUUCAAUCGCUCAGAUUAAAUUUGAAGACAGCAUCGAAUGGCCGCUUUAGGAAUGCCCGACAUAGAUUUAGAAUGCGGCUGCGCCAUCAGCGACGAGGAGGCCAGCAGCGUCUGCUUCUCCGACGCCGUCAAUGGCUCCAGCAAUUCGCAGUUUGCCUCUAAUUUGGAUGAUUGCAGCUCCGCCUGUGGCUCGGAAGAUGAGGAUUUGGGGCAGAGGAAGAAUGUUGAGAGAGAUUGCCGGAUUUGUCAUCUGAGUUUGGUGAGCAGCAGCAGCCCUAGCUCUGGGAUUGCCAUUGAGUUGGGGUGUUCUUGUAAGGAUGAUUUGGCUGCUGCUCACAGACAUUGUGCUGAAACAUGGUUCAAAAUCAAAGGAAACAAGACUUGCGAAAUUUGCAACUCAGUGGCGCGCAAUGUUGUCGGCUAUAAUGAUAUGGAGGCUGUUGAACAGGUGAAUGAGAGCAACGCAGAUGCUGCAGCAUCCUCAGGGUCCGCCCCCUCCACUGUAGAGACUCGAACUUGCUUAAAUGGUCAUCGCUUCUUAAAUUUUCUUCUGGCUUGCAUGGUGUUUGCUUUCGUCAUUUCUUGGCUUUUCCACUUCAACAUCCCAUCGUAAGUAUUCCGUAGAAGAUGAUGAUUGAUGAGAAACCGGGAUUGCAGAUGGCAAAGUGAUAACUUGAUACACCUUGAAGUGAUUCAUUGAGAGUUCCAUUUCCUUUAAUUUUUUUCUUGGAAAAUAUCUUCUUAUUGUUUCUGGUGCUGAGGGAAGGGGUUGGCUGCAUAUCAGCGAUUGUUGAUCAAGUAAAGAAGACGUUUUGUUUCU
Molecule: messenger RNA, 1096 nt
Organism: Salvia splendens (bonfire salvia)
Lineage: Eukaryota; Viridiplantae; Streptophyta; Magnoliopsida; Lamiales; Lamiaceae
Exons: 2
Coding region: 314-889 (191 amino acids)
Molecular function (GO): zinc ion binding
Source: RefSeq, a predicted model, not a curated record